Messenger RNA from Exophiala viscosa, 3252 nucleotides. Its product is annotated as rab-GTPase-TBC domain-containing protein. The record is from RefSeq and is a predicted model, not a curated record. Lineage: Eukaryota; Fungi; Ascomycota; Eurotiomycetes; Chaetothyriales; Herpotrichiellaceae. Gene Ontology annotation, biological process: activation of GTPase activity. Gene Ontology annotation, molecular function: GTPase activator activity. Bases 173 to 2791 code for a protein of 872 amino acids. The transcript has 2 exons.
CGUCACCCGCCCGCCUCAUCUCUGAUAGACGUCCAGGCAUCAGGAAUUCGCCUUUUACUUGAGAUCCUGUUAAUCUGAUAUUCUUGAUCUUGCUACCAAUAUUGCAUCGCAAUCUACAUGAAGAAGGACAUGUAGACCGCCCGCACACACGCCUCUUCCAUACACGCCGGAUAUGACUUCCAAAGCCAGAGCCCCGAGCCCUUCGGCAUCCUUCUAUGAUGUCUCUGAUGAUGAGGAAGGCGAAUACAAUACCAUAGCACACGCAUCCGUCAUGAAAGGAGUCAAACUCCUCUUCUCCAAGAGCAAAGUCUACGUCCACCCUACACCGUCUGCGAAAGAUAACAUACCCGGCUUCAUUGCUCUUGUUCAGCAAAAGUCCUCGCCCCUCUUGUCUGAUGAUAGACCAACCUCGGCCGACUCAGCCAACAAGAGAGCCAAUGCUGCAUCAUAUCUCCUUGCUUGGGUGCCUGAAUCUUCCCUUGCACAAGAUGAUCUGAGUACCUAUGUCAAGGUGGACAUGAAAGAUGGCGAAUCGCCUCCCAGACAAUCAUAUCUGGUUCCUCCGCUUCCUCUGGCGACAACAUUCGACGAGUCGCCCGUCGGGCCGUACGCUUUCUCCCUUCCACUGUCCAGUAUCUACUCGAUUCACGUCCGUCCACCGAGCCUGGGUUGGUGGUACGGUAGUAUAGUCAUCAACACUCGUGCGGGGUCAAGCCUACCGGCCUUAUUCUUUCACGAUUCAGAAAGCGAAAGCACGAUCUUACAAAAGAAAAAGAGGGCGAAGGAGUCGUUUGAUCCUUUCGGUGAAACAGGCAAUCUGUUUUGGGGCGGAGACGAGGUGUUGCGGUGGCUCAAAAGAUAUGUUGAAGUGGAACGCAGUACGGCUGAGCCGUCAAUCUACUUGAUAAACCCGACGGAAGAGGACCGUACUGGAUUUGGUCAAGGUCGAAAGUCACUGGAGGGUCAAGACCAGGGCACGGGCAGCUCAGAACAGAAGAAGAAGACCGAGCAGAAGAAGCCGGCUGGGCCAGGCAUGGAUCCUGUGACAAAAGCAUUGAAAGAGACCAGGUGGAAGAUAUUGGAGCAGCUCUCCAAAGUCACCACCUUUACUCGGCGUACUGCGGAGGACCUUGUUAACAACAAGAAUAUCCCACCUCAAGUACGACGAUUCCUACAAAAUCCUGAAGUACAGACACUACAAGACGAGUUUGACAGUGCGAAGUUGUACCUUGCCAGAUGGGCGAUGAGCAUCGCCGAACAAAGCGAACGGGAGAAGAACAACCGAAUAUGGACUGCCCGAGACGUCUUGGAAUCAGAAGAGACGAGUGUCGGUGAUUUUGAAAUCCUCGACAUGGAAGCUGGUCGCUUGACCUUAUCCGACAGCAAACGACGGCCCGUCAACAUGGAGGAGUGGCAGUCGUUCUUCGACUCAAAGGGCAGACUACAAGUCAUGGUGGAAGAAGUGAAAGAACGCGUCUUCCACGGCGGGCUAGACUCAGAGGACGGAGUCAGAAAAGAAGCCUGGCCGUUCCUGCUGGGCGUGUACGAGUGGGACAGCACCGAAGAGGAACGGAACGCAUACAUGAACAAGAAAAGAGACGAAUAUAUUCAAUUGAAAGGAGCUUGGUGGGAUAGGAUGAUUGAUGGCGGCGCGACACCUGAACAAGAAGAGUGGUGGAAAGAGCAGAAGAACCGAAUUGAGAAAGACGUUCACCGUACGGACCGACAUAUCCCCCUUUUCGCAGGCGAAGACAUCCCUCAUCCCGACCCUACCUCACCAUUCUACAACCUUGACGGCCCUGGCACGAAUGUACACAUGGAACAAUUGAAAGACAUGCUCCUUACAUACCUCGAAUACGAUACUCCUCCGACCACACAAUCAUCAUCCUCAUCUCAACCUCGCUACCAAACACAAAACCCUCAUCCCCAGAACCUAGGCUACGUCCAAGGCAUGUCCGACCUGCUCUCUCCUCUAUACGCCGUCUUUCAAGAUGACGCCAUCGCCUUCUGGGCUUUUGUAAGCUUCAUGCGCCGUAUGUCGCGCAACUUCGUCCGCUCUCAAUCCGGAAUGCGCGCCCAACUCAAUACCCUCGACCAGCUUGUCCAAAUUCUCGACCCAAAGCUCUACCUGCACUUACAAUCCGCCGACUCGACAAACUUUUUCUUCUUCUUCCGUAUGCUCCUGGUCUGGUACAAGCGGGAGUUCGACUGGAGCGAUACCCUACGCCUCUGGGAGUUACUAUGGACCGACUUCUACAGCUCGCAGUUCCACCUUUUCAUCGCCGUUGCCAUCCUCGAGAAACACCGCGACGUUAUCAUGGACCAUCUGAAACACUUUGACGAGAUACUGAAGUACAUCAAUGAACUGUCCGGGACGAUUGAAUUACAGGAGACGCUCUUCCGCGCAGAGUCGCUGUUCAAACGAUUCGAAAAGACUGUCGAGGCGGUCGAUCGGAAGAGUUCAUUCCCUGCGCCGAACGAAGGGCAAGGACUAAGACAAAGGAAACAAGGCGAAGACGAUAAAUCAGGUGCAGCGGCCGCAGCGCCGGCGCCGGUGUCCUCGUCAGGACAGUCCUCGCAGCUGUCUGUAAGGCAGCGUCGAGCACAGGCUUAUAUGCAAGCGAGACAGCCUCCCAAAGGCAAGGAGCCGGAAAGGAAGCCGGAAACGGAGCAAGAGAAGGUCAUUACGCCUGACCUGCGAUUGUUGCUGAGCAAGAAGAUCGUCACGCUUGAUGAGGAGGUCGGCGGAGACGAUGCGGCCCGAACGAGGGCGAGUGGGUUGAAGGACUGAGGAAAGGGUGUGAGCUGUUUUUGGGAUAUCCUUCUAACCCUCGUCAUUCACGAAGCAGGGAUACACUCCUGCACUUCGGUCUGAUAGCGCAAAUGAAAAUCCAUUGGCACCAGUCCUUUGGGAAAACGAGAUCGCUAGGGCGCGAAUACACAGCGUUAUAGCCGUCGCCAAUGUUGGACAUUGGACGUGAGGGCCAGGUCUUACUGUUUGCAGAUGAUGAUUUCAUGAGAGCUACGAGGUGUAUGCAAGAUCAGGUACAUGCGGCUGUGGGAUAGUGGCAUGCUGGCGAAACCAAGCAUCGACGCGGUUUCCCGAUAUGCUGCGCACAUUGAGGCAUUGCUGCUGAAUCUAUUGGAAUAAACGUCUUACUCGACUCCCUCCAGGUUAUCACUCGAGUCUCUUUGACUAUUUUAUACUCUACGCUGUUGGAUUCGAUCAAUCUGAUUACCCAAUGCAAGCAU